Molecule: messenger RNA, 1387 nt
Organism: Asparagus officinalis (garden asparagus)
Lineage: Eukaryota; Viridiplantae; Streptophyta; Magnoliopsida; Asparagales; Asparagaceae
Exons: 7
Coding region: 494-964 (156 amino acids)
Source: RefSeq, a predicted model, not a curated record
UACUUUGAUGAACGUGCGUGCCCGUGAGGCGUACUAGUAUUAUUGAACUUCUCUAAAACUCACCUCCUUAAUAUUCCUAAAUCCUAUUUCCAUUGGGAUUUUAGGGUAAUAUAACUAUAUAAGUACCCCUUAAACCCCUUUUAUUCUCUGUAAUGAAACCGCCGUCUGAAGCCGCCGUCUGAAGCUCGCCGCCUCACUUUUAGUUUCUCUCUAUUAUUCCCUCUUCUCCCCAAAACCCUCUCUGGAAACCCUAACUCCAAAUUUGGCGGAUCGAUCAAAGCUCGUAGGCGGCCAAGCUUAGAUAUCGAUCAAGAAAUUGAGGAGAUUUGAAGGGGGCAAAGGUUGGAAGCUGCAAAUUUUAACGGCCACCUGUGAGAUCGAUGAAGAAAUGGAGGAGGUUUGACAAGUUGAUCGAAAAAAGGGAGGAGCUUGAAAGCGGUAACCUUAAUGAUAUUUCCUCUCCUCUCUUUCUUCUCUCACCCCUUUUCCUGCAAUGCCUAUUAUUUUUCGGAAGAAGAAUAAUUCUGAAGAAAUUUCGAUUUGGGUCCAAAAUCUGAAGGCUAUGGGCGCGGAAUCGAAGUUAAAAGCAGCUCCUAAAGUCGUGAAAUUGAACAAGGCCUUGAAAUUGGCUGAAUCAUGGGUGAGCAGUAUGAGCGGAUCAACAACAGAAGAACAUAAUCAACUUGAUUUUGUGGGUCGACCUCCAAGGUUGGGUCUAGGAGCCAAAGAGACGCCAAAGGCAAAAUCAGAAGUUUAUGAUCCUGUCGAAAGAAAAUUGUUGGGGAAAUUGCAUGCAUGCAAGAAAUCAUCCAUUAAAGAUGCUAGAAAAGGCAAUAUUGUUGAAGAAAGUGUAGACAGCGAAGAGGAGGAUGAUGAUGAUGAGCCUCAGAGCAGAACGAAUGCUUUUGCCAAAAAGAGAGCAUUGCCUCCAAUCACAACUCCACAGUCGAAGAAACAAAAAUGAAAUGUUCAGACACUAGACAGUCUAAUCCUAAAUUAUGUGUUCUUUUAUUUCUCCACUUCGCACUAAAUUUUACUAGCUCCGCUCAUCCUAAGAUUUUGUAGUUGAUCAGCAAUUAAACAUGCAGAAGCUUUGUCAAUUGUAUACUUGUGAAGGAUGUUUAGGAUCGUUAUCUAUAAUUAUAGAAAAUUACUUGUUCUAUGUUUAACUUGUAAAAGAGCUUGUUGUAACCUUUGUCUAUCUACAAAACUAAAACUAGAGGGAUAGCAAGUUCAGAACAACGAUACUAUGAGGGGUCUAUCUGCAGCUAACCUCUGAUAUUGCUAUUGCUUCUGUAGUCGUUGUUGUCAUUGUUGUUAUUAUCGUCAUUGCCAUGUCAUUGUUAGUUGCAACUCAUUCUUCUUACUGCUAUAUGUUUUUUGAUGA